UGAGAAUUUCGCGAUGUCAGUUAACGAUCGCAGUCAAAAUUGAACGCUUCUUAUUAUUCGUUACUCAGUUCGCGAACGGCUCAGUGUGUUUCAGUGUUCAGUUAAAGUAAUUAUAAUCAGUACAUUGUUUCAGGGAAAAUGCCUCCCCAAAGGAAACAGGAGGCUUCGUGGGUAUUGUACGAAACCGACGCCAAUGACCUGCCAGAAGAUGCACCGCCCCAUGUACCUCCCUCAGCAGAGAAGAGACCAUGGAAGAUUGUGUGGAGAAACGUGAUUCUGUUCUUUAUUCUGCAUGUCGGUGGUGUUUAUGGAGGAUACCUGUUCCUUUUCAAAGCCAUGUGGAGGACUUCUAUAUUCGCCAUAUUUUUGUACUUGUGUUCGGGGUUGGGUAUCACAGCUGGCGCGCACAGACUUUGGGCACACAAGUCCUAUAAAGCUCGGUUGCCACUAAGAAUACUACUCACCAUAUUCAAUACCAUCGCCUUUCAGGAUGCCGUAGUGGAUUGGGCCCGUGAUCAUCGUAUGCACCACAAAUAUUCCGAGACUGAUGCGGACCCCCACAACGCAACCCGAGGAUUCUUCUUUUCCCACAUUGGCUGGUUGUUGUUGAGGAAGCAUCCCGAAAUCAAAGCCAAAGGCCAUACCGUCGACGUGAAUGAUCUGCACAAUGAUCCUAUCCUACGUUUUCAGAAGAAGUACUACCAAAUUUUAAUGCCUUUAGCCUGCUUCAUCAUGCCUACAUAUGUACCAACAUUGUGGGGAGAAACAGUUUGGAACUCCUUCUACGUCUGCGCAAUUUUCCGCUACGUAUAUGUUCUCAAUAUAACUUGGUUGGUCAACUCAGCAGCACAUAUGUGGGGUAGCAAACCUUACGAUAAGAACAUCAACCCCGUAGAAACCAGGCCCGUUUCGUUAGUGGUGCUCGGCGAAGGAUUCCACAACUACCAUCACACGUUCCCGUGGGAUUACAAAACCGCCGAACUUGGAGAUUAUUCCCUUAAUUUGAGCAAGCUGUUCAUUGAUUUCAUGGCGAAGAUCGAUUGGGCUUAUGACCUUAAGACAGUAUCAACUGACGUCAUUCAGAAACGAGCGAAAAGGACAGGUGAUGGAAGCCAUCCCGUAUGGGGAUACGAUGUUGGGGAGGUCGCUACUGAAGACAAAACUGAUACUACUAAUCUUGUCAAUUCUAAAGUGCUCUAAUACCAA
Messenger RNA from Bombyx mandarina (wild silkworm), 1206 nucleotides. RefSeq names its product acyl-CoA desaturase (gene Desat3). Gene Ontology annotation, biological process: unsaturated fatty acid biosynthetic process. The record is from RefSeq and is a predicted model, not a curated record. Gene Ontology annotation, cellular component: endoplasmic reticulum membrane. Gene Ontology annotation, molecular function: iron ion binding; stearoyl-CoA 9-desaturase activity. Lineage: Eukaryota; Metazoa; Arthropoda; Insecta; Lepidoptera; Bombycidae.